Orycteropus afer afer is the source of this 4411-nucleotide messenger RNA. It is a transcript of the gene SV2A, whose product is annotated as synaptic vesicle glycoprotein 2A. Lineage: Eukaryota; Metazoa; Chordata; Mammalia; Tubulidentata; Orycteropodidae. Gene Ontology annotation, cellular component: membrane. Gene Ontology annotation, biological process: transmembrane transport; chemical synaptic transmission. The record is from RefSeq and is a predicted model, not a curated record. Gene Ontology annotation, molecular function: transmembrane transporter activity.
AGGCGGGGCCGGAGCGUGGUGGGGGGGCUGGUCUGCAUUGCCGCUUCCCCUGGUACCCGAAGCAGUCGCCGCUGCCGUCUCAGCCUCGCGGCCUGGACCCCCGCCCUCACCCGGGAUUCCCUUACCCGGGGGACUCAGCCCAGGUCUCUAGAAGCUCCUGGAAAAGAAGUGGGCAGCCCUUCCUGAGUUACCCUGGCCCUUCAGCUUAGUCCCACCAACCUGGCUCCCUCUCCCUUUCCUAUCCCCCACAACCCCUCUCCCUUCCCCACCCACUCAGCUGAACUGGGUGUAGGCCAAGGCUCCUCUCCCUCCUUCUUUCUCCUCUUAGCUGCUCACUGACCAGGUCCUAUUUCCUUUUGUUCUGUGCACAAAGAUACUCGAGCACACUUCCUCUGCAUAGCUGUGGGGAAGGGUCCUCCUAACUCCACGAGUUUUUGAGAGAAAAGCUGAAUAAGGAGCAAGGGUGGGGGAGAUCUGGUGAAGUGCCCCCAAAGCCCCAUCAUGGAAGAGGGCUUCCGAGACCGGGCAGCUUUCAUCCGUGGGGCCAAAGACAUUGCCAAGGAAGUCAAGAAGCAUGCAGCCAAGAAGGUGGUGAAGGGCCUGGACAGAGUCCAGGAUGAAUAUUCCCGUAGAUCCUACUCCCGCUUUGAAGAGGAUGAUGAUGACGAUGACUACCCUGCCCCUGCUGAUGGCUAUUACCGAGGGGAAGGGACCCAGGACGAGGAGGAAGGUGGUGCUUCCAGCGAUGCCACUGAGGGCCAUGAUGAGGAUGAUGAGAUCUACGAGGGGGAAUAUCAGGGUAUCCCCCGGGCAGAGUCCGGGGGAAAAGGCGAGCGGAUGGCAGAUGGGGCACCCCUGGCUGGAGUGAGGGGGGGCCUGGGUGAUGGGGAGGGUCCCCCUGGUGGCCGGGGGGAGGCACAGCUGCGGAAAGAGCGGGAAGAACUGGCCCAGCAGUACGAGGCCAUUCUGCGGGAGUGUGGUCAUGGCCGCUUCCAGUGGACGCUCUAUUUCGUGCUUGGUCUGGCGCUGAUGGCGGACGGUGUGGAGGUCUUCGUGGUGGGCUUCGUGCUGCCCAGUGCUGAAAAGGACAUGUGCCUGUCUGACUCCAACAAGGGCAUGCUGGGCCUCAUCGUCUACCUGGGCAUGAUGGUGGGAGCCUUCCUCUGGGGGGGUCUGGCUGACCGGCUAGGUCGGAGACAGUGUCUACUCAUCUCACUGUCAGUCAACAGCGUCUUCGCCUUUUUCUCAUCUUUCGUCCAGGGUUAUGGCACCUUCCUCUUCUGCCGCCUGCUUUCUGGUGUUGGGAUUGGAGGGUCCAUCCCCAUUGUCUUCUCCUAUUUCUCGGAGUUUCUGGCGCAGGAGAAGCGUGGGGAGCACUUGAGCUGGCUCUGCAUGUUUUGGAUGAUUGGUGGCGUGUACGCAGCUGCUAUGGCCUGGGCCAUCAUCCCCCACUAUGGGUGGAGUUUUCAGAUGGGUUCCGCUUACCAGUUCCACAGCUGGAGGGUCUUUGUCCUCGUCUGCGCCUUUCCAUCUGUGUUUGCCAUUGGGGCUCUGACUACACAGCCUGAGAGCCCCCGCUUCUUCCUGGAGAACGGGAAGCAUGAUGAGGCCUGGAUGGUGCUGAAGCAAGUUCAUGACACCAACAUGCGAGCCAAGGGGCAUCCUGAGCGAGUGUUCUCAGUAACCCACAUUAAGACAAUUCAUCAGGAAGAUGAGUUGAUUGAGAUACAAUCAGACACAGGGACUUGGUACCAGCGCUGGGGAGUCCGGGCCUUGAGUCUGGGAGGACAGGUUUGGGGGAAUUUCCUGUCCUGUUUUGGUCCAGAAUACCGACGCAUCACCCUGAUGAUGAUGGGUGUCUGGUUCACCAUGUCAUUCAGCUACUAUGGCCUGACCGUCUGGUUUCCUGACAUGAUCCGCCAUCUCCAGGCAGUGGAUUAUGCAGCCCGCACCAAAGUGUUCCCUGGGGAGCGUGUCGAGCAUGUGACUUUUAACUUCACCCUGGAGAAUCAGAUCCACCGAGGGGGGCAGUACUUCAAUGACAAGUUCAUCGGGCUGCGUCUGAAGUCAGUGUCCUUUGAGGACUCCCUGUUUGAGGAGUGUUAUUUUGAGGAUGUCACAUCCAGCAACACAUUUUUCCGGAACUGUACAUUCAUCAACACCGUGUUCUAUAACACUGACCUGUUUGAGUACAAGUUUGUGAACAGCCGUUUGGUGAACAGCACAUUCCUGCACAACAAGGAGGGCUGCCCACUAGAUGUAACAGGGACUGGUGAAGGGGCCUACAUGGUGUACUUCGUCAGCUUCUUGGGGACCCUGGCUGUACUUCCUGGGAAUAUCGUUUCUGCCCUGCUCAUGGACAAGAUCGGCAGACUCCGCAUGCUCGCUGGCUCCAGCGUGAUGUCCUGCGUCUCCUGCUUCUUCCUAUCUUUUGGGAACAGCGAGUCAGCCAUGAUUGCUCUGCUCUGCCUUUUUGGGGGGGUCAGCAUUGCAUCCUGGAACGCGCUGGACGUAUUGACUGUCGAACUCUACCCCUCAGACAAGAGGACCACAGCCUUUGGCUUCCUGAAUGCCCUGUGCAAGCUGGCCGCUGUGCUGGGGAUCAGCAUCUUCACAUCCUUUGUGGGAAUCACCAAGGCUGCCCCCAUCCUCUUCGCCUCAGCUGCUCUUGCCCUCGGCAGUUCUCUGGCCCUGAAGCUGCCUGAGACCCGGGGGCAGGUGCUGCAGUGAGGGGGUCUCUUGGGCUUCAGGAGUGGCAGGCACACUGUGAGACCAACAGCUCCUCCUUCCCCCUCCCUGCCUGGCCAUCCCAGCCCCCAGAGACCUCCCCAUCCUCCCCAUCUCUGUUUGGUGUCUUAGCUGUGUGUGUGUGUGUAUGUGUGUGUGCAUGUGUGUGACCCCCGUGGGCAGGGACUACAGGGAAGGCUCCUUCAUCCCAGUUUUGGGAUGAAACUCUACUUCCCACCCUUGACUUUGCACAAGAGAAGGCUUAGCCCCACCCUUCUCCCCAGUGUUAGUGAGGGGCUUCCGAAAGGCUUCCUGCCUUCCCCCUCAUUUCCUCUGCCUAGGCCCUGGGCAUCACACAACAGGCCCUGGAGAAACCAUGGGGCGUGUGGUUAUGCUGGGGGCUGGGGCUUGGGUGCAGACCCUGGACCAAUAGAACUUUGGAAGGGCCUUGGGUGGCCUCUCCCACCUCCCAUUGGAUGCUGGGGGAGUAGCAAUAAACUUCAGCCCCCUGGCCUCCACGUCCCUCAAUUUAGGCUACAAAUAUGAAGCUUAAAUUUUAUGAAGUUAACUUACUGAUUCUUAUUUAUUUAUAUGUUAAGUUCUGAGGCAGCUUGGCAGGACUGUGUGUGUGUGUGUGAAUGCGUGUGGACACUUAUGUAUGAAUGUGUAUGUGUGUAUGUGGGGAGGGGCUAUCACUAUGUUGUCCUAAAACAUAAGCCAAGGGUAAUUUCAACAGACACACACACAACUCUGCCUCCCAUAGUACCUCCCCUAAUCUUGUUUCUGUGUUUGGUCUCAGGGGUGGCGGGGGACAAGCCCUAGGCCAGUUUGGAUAAUAGUCCCACAGUGUAGGGAGAUCUGAGGGCACUGGACAAGGUCUAACUCUUCCCCUCUUCCCAAGAAGCACAGGCCUCCUCUGCAGUGAGAGGCUUCACCCACUACAGCACAGGGAGGGACAGCACAGCUGCCCUCUCACCCCCUACCUGGUCCUUCACAGGCAGGGGAGUGGGGGAGGAAAAGAAACCAGGCAUUAAGGUCAAACCAGCAGAUCAAAAAGCACAAGGAGCUGGGGCAGGGGCAGGAAGCAGGGGCCCUCUCAGCAACUCCUCUAAAAGUGGGGAGAGGUUGGGCAGUAAGUGAGGUACCCCUACUGCAGGGACCAGAAGCCUCAGUUUCCCUAUCUCCUCCUUCCACACAAUAGCCCCUGUAGGUUAAGCUGCCCGUGUUCGACUCUACUGUGUGGCUGCUUUCUCUGGUGCCCCUUCACUGUAGCUGUGACAUGUUGUAGUUUUUAGCUGUUUGUAAAAUGUUUAAAAAAAAAAAAAAGUUAAAGGGAAAAAAAGCAAAAUCAACAACAAAAGGAAAAUCCAAAUUCACCCUCCUCAUGCUGCGUCUGGUGCCCCACCCUAGGGUUACUCUCCCCAUUUUGUAACACUGACCCAGGUGGUGACUGUUUAACUCUUUGGUGUCUGUGCUCAAAGGACUGCCUUCUUCUCCAGUGCCCAGUGUACGAGUGUGCCCUCUUCCUUCCCCCUUCACUCGCUGGACGCAGCCCUCUCCCUUGCACCCCUGAGAGGGACCCAUCCUUUUCCUUGCUCUCCUGGGGAAUCCUGAACCCAACUCUGUUGAUGUGAAAAAUGAAAUGAAAAAUGAUGAAAAAUAAAAAGGAAAUAAAUCCUUAAAA